Molecule: messenger RNA, 2373 nt
Organism: Styela clava
Lineage: Eukaryota; Metazoa; Chordata; Ascidiacea; Stolidobranchia; Styelidae
Product: beclin-1-like
Biological process (GO): cellular response to nitrogen starvation; autophagosome assembly; mitophagy
Cellular component (GO): phosphatidylinositol 3-kinase complex, class III, type I; phagophore assembly site; phosphatidylinositol 3-kinase complex, class III, type II
Molecular function (GO): protein-macromolecule adaptor activity; phosphatidylinositol 3-kinase binding
Source: RefSeq, a predicted model, not a curated record
UACUGCACCGGUACCGGUGCCGUAGCACCGGAAUACAGUAGUCUAAUAUAUGAAUAUAAAGUACCGUAACUGUAUAAUCUGCCCAUCUUCAGAUCUUGCGGUCUUACUCCAGUCUGUCAUCUGGUCAUGGCAUCAUUUGAUGUUAACGUUAGAUCAUCCGAAGCUACCGAUUUCACUGGAGUUGAAGAUGUUCGAUUUAUAUGUUCAAGAUGCAAACAAAUCCUUCAUCUUGAUCCAUCGUUUGCCAACAUCGAUCAACAGACCUUCCUUGAGCUUGUCACCACAGCAAGACGUUCUAACUCAACUGCAAGCGAAUCAAACUUGAGUCCACGAACACCGGAAUCAAAUGAGAGUCCAUUGGAAAAUUCAAGCUCAUCCGAGGAUGCGCCCCCACAAGAACAGGAUGUAUAUUCUUCUGGUAGUGAUAAAUUAAAACCUCAUACAACUGGUGCAGAGCCAACAUCUUCUCUUGAAUCAUCAUCCAUUGGUAACAAUAAAGUGCAUGGUAGCGUUACAAGUUUUACAAUGAUAGGUGAUGUGAGUGGUACAAGCAUGGAGACAUUCAGCCACAAAUUAAAUACUAUUGUCAAAUUAUUCGACAUUCUGUCUGCUAACACCGAUCUUGAUCAUCCACUGUGUGAAGAAUGUAACGACCAAGUACUUGAUCAAUUUGAUAAAGAACUCAAAGAAACUCAAUCAAACUGUGAAAUUUAUCAUUCAUUUUUGAAGAAGUUAGAAAAGGAUCCUGUCACUCAAGAUGAGAUUGCAUUGCUGACCUCAGAAUUAGAGAGUUUAAAAGAAGAAGAAAAAUCGUUGCUUUCAGAACUUGAAGAAACGGAAAGAGAGCGAGAGUCUACUCGUGAAAACAUUGAAAAAAUCAAAAUGGAGAAACAAAAAUUAGAAUCUGAAGAAAAGAGAUUUCUUCAAGAUUAUGCUGAAUUUCGUGCCCGGCAACUGGAAUUAGAUGAAGAACAAAAAAGUGUUGAGAAUCAACUUCGACAUGCAGAAAAUCAGUUAAAACGCCUGCAAAAAACAAAUGUUUUCAAUGCUACUUUUCAUAUCUGGCAUCAGGGUCCAUUUGGCACUAUCAAUGGAUUUCGUCUUGGUCGAGUUCCUGGUACUCCAGUAGAAUGGAGUGAAAUAAACGCAGCAUGGGGUCAAACUACAUUACUUCUUGCUUCACUUAUUAAGAAAAUGGGAUUAAAAUUAAAAAGAUUUCGUCUUGUACCGUUUGGAAACCAUUCCUACAUAGAAACAUUGGAAAACAAACCUAAAGAACUCCCUUUGUAUGGCAGUGGUGGUUUUCGUUUACUGUGGGAUACAAAGUUUGAUCAAGGCAUGGUAGCAUUUCUUGAUUGUCUCCAACAAUUCAAGGAAGAAGUUGAGCAAAGCAAGAAAGGUUUCAAAUUACCAUACAAAAUGGAAAAAGGAAAAAUUGAAGACACAGGAGGCACUGGAACAUCAUAUUGGAUAAAGCUACAAUUCAAUUCAGAAGAACAAUGGACAAAAGCAUUGAAAUUUAUGCUGACCAAUUUAAAAUGGGGACUUGCCUGGGUGUCUUCUGAAUUUUCAUCAAAUACUUCGUCUUAAUUCAAACUGAAACUCUUUGCAUGGUAAUGCAAGCCACCUAUAUUCUGCUUUAUAUUUGUAUGUUGUAUUAAAAAAACAGUAAAUAAUUUCUGAAAAGCUUGUGCUCUUUCCUAAAUUUUCGUCAUAUUAAUUUGGAAUGUUCUGGAAUACAUUUAUUGUAAAUCGGGUGAAUUCAACCACAAAACAUAUUCUGAUUUAUGGAAUGUACAUUGUAAGCUUCAAAGACUAGUGAAAGACGAAAGAGUAAAAUAACUCAGAAAUGAAAAUUUUGUGGAUUUCCAUUUUGUGUGGAAUGAGCAAGAUAAGAUUUGUUUUUGGCCUAAUUUAGCAUGUGUGGCCAAACACAAGAAAACAAACAGUCUUGCCUUCACCUAUUAACUAAAUAUUUGAUUCGAUCAACCAGUCAUAUUUCAAAAAUUAGAAUUGUAUUAGUUGUGUUACUCCUGAUGAUGUUGAGGCACUUGAAUUAGGUACCUUUUAAAAGUAAAAAGUGAACAAACUUGCUCAAAAGCAAUGUCAAAGUCAACUUUUGGCAUGUUGAGAGCUACUAGAAUCCUUAGGUUAUUGGGAAUCCAUAUGUGGAUACUGGUUGAUGAAAUACUUGAGGGUUGAGGCAGUUCUAUUCAAUAGCAAUAUGAUACUUCCUGACUAGUAUGUACAAUACACAGUGCUUUUGUUGAAUAUAAAUGUAUUUUAUGUCUCAAUAUAUUAUGACAUUUGUUGUUUGAACUCUUAUUGUUUUGAAAAUAUUGUGCAAUAUUUAUUAAAUGUUUCACAGAUGAA